This is a messenger RNA of Osmia bicornis bicornis, 1865 nucleotides long. RefSeq lists its product as uncharacterized. The transcript is spliced from 4 exons. The record is from RefSeq and is a predicted model, not a curated record. NCBI's taxonomy places the organism in Eukaryota, Metazoa, Arthropoda, Insecta, Hymenoptera, Megachilidae. Gene Ontology annotation, biological process: muscle organ development. Gene Ontology annotation, cellular component: sarcoglycan complex; sarcolemma. Bases 507 to 1505 code for a protein of 332 amino acids.
GUCUACAUUUACAAUUUUUAUCUGUGCUAAAAUCAUAAGAGAAGGUUCAUAGAAAUCUGUAAGCUAUCAUAAUGAUUCUAGUUUAUAAUCCCCAAAAGAUUGAUGGAGAGAAAUUUAGGUUUGAAGUAGAAAUUUCGAAUAAUAUUUGGCAUUGAUCUCCAGACGCGCAAGCGCCAGCCGGCAGAUUAUACCUAGUUUUCGUUACACGGUUUCUGCAUUCAUUCACAGGAGCUAACUAUACCGUGGCCAUCUAUUUUCGUUUGUCCAGAGUCCUGAACCGAUCGUGACUAAGGUAAGAAUCGUAGGUUUCUAACAAAGCACUGUACACGAAACACAUUAUUCUUCUUAACGUAUGAAUGAUAUCAAUACUGCUGCUUGUCUCAGGGGAACAAAAAAAUCGUCACCCACGACUUCAUAUUUCCUGACACACUCACAAACAAAAUAAAAAACACUCACCUUAUUCAAUAUAAUAAAAAUGGACAGUAUUUCAUUAGUACACUAAAUCAAUGUCGGUCAUCCUUGACGAAUGUGGAAAUGGUACCGGUUCUCCAUCGAUUUCGAAGGCUGAAGAUAACUUGUCGAAUAGCGACGGUCCGCUGAUCAAGGGUUCUGAAAAUAUUAAUCGAACAACAGUCACCAUCUCCUCUCGCACCAUGUCAAUGACAAAUGAAAAAUCAACAAAACGACGUUAUUGUCUGUGGAUCUUAACUUUUAUUUUGUCGAUCAUUGGUCUUUGCAAUCUUUUCCUUAAUAUCACUGUCAUCGCUGUUCUACGGAUCAGUCAAGGAAUGGAAGCUAUGGAGAUGAUUCCUGACGAAAAUCUUGUCAAGUUUUAUGGGAAAACUGACUUGGAUAGGGUGUGUUUGCAAUCAGGUGUUUGUCAAAGCUAUGGUGACGAAUCAAUGGAAGUCUCUGGUGAUGAAGCAGGCGUGCAAAUAGAUGUAAAUGGUCAGAGAACACGCGACGAAACAGGUGCAAAAGUCACAGUCUUACCAAAUGGAACCUCAAUUUCCCAAGUAGAAUCUUUUGAGAUCAGAGAUUCGAGAUCUGGAGCUAUUUACUUUACUACUGAUUUUCCAAAUUUCGGUUUACCAGCUGGUGUAGAAAGAAUAGACGUUAAACUUGCCGAGACCCACAGAAUCACAUCACCGGUUAACGAAAGUCUAACUGUAAAUUCUGACGAUCAAAUUUCUAUACAAGGCGCUGAAGGUGCUAGCAUGGAAAGCAAAGAUAUCGUCUGGAGUGCGGAUACCGAUAUCUUCUUGAAAAGCGUCAAUGGAAGCAUCGUUCUUGACGCCAAAGAUGGCGUUUCUAUUGACGUUGAAAAUAUACCUGUCACACCGAUGUUUCUGCAAAAUUCACCUGGUCACGAACAAUACAAAGUUUGCGUUUGCAUGCCACAAGGAAAACUUUUUAGAGUUGCGGUUCGUACAGGUUCUAACAGCCGAUCGGUAAACUGUGCUCGUAUCAAUAGAAAUCCAGAAAAUGAUCCUUGUUUACGAUAGAAUCUGUUGUAAUUUAAUUAUUUAACAUAUCCAACACUGUGUCUAGUGUACGAACAACUGAAACAAUAAGACUUGAUUUAUUAUUCCUUCAAUUCUGGAAUCAUUAUUAUAGAUACUCGUAAAUUUAUUACAAGUACUGUAAUUCAGAUUUUAUUUCACACACACAUAUAUAUAUAUAUAUAUAUGUAUAAUUAAAUCGCACUCGGCAAUCCUUCAAACAUUACGUACAAUUACAAUUACAUGUAACAUCGAUCAUUAUUAUGUUACUGUUAUUAGGAAAAAAAUGAUACAUUGAAAUUCAUCGAUAAUACUGUAUCCGUUAACUUUUGUAUCAAAUAAUAAAGACUUUGAAGAAAUCAU